Messenger RNA from Fusarium sp. VM40, 2481 nucleotides. Lineage: Eukaryota; Fungi; Ascomycota; Sordariomycetes; Hypocreales; Nectriaceae. The record is from the annotation of a GenBank genome assembly.
AUGGCAGCAACAGGCGUCGAACAAACGCCUGUGAAUGGCGAAAAAGCGCCUGCUUCAGUGCCGCGAAAGUUCAAGGCCUCAGAUCUUCCUCUACCUUCAGCGACAAGAGCUGCGAUAGAAUCGCUGGCUCAUAGCUUCAAAAAGGAGGGAGCCUACGAUUCUAUCAGAAAACAAGUCUGGGACAAGUUUGAAGCCAGCGAUUACGAGGCUCAAGUUACCAAGUCAAUACUCGAAGUGGCCGAACAAGAAAUCGAACGGAAUCCACAGCAGCUUCUCACACUCGACCGGAGAAAGGCAGCAGCCCUUAUUGAUGGUGCUCUGGAGAGAUCUGGAGUUUAUCAGAAAGCGGAAGACGUUAUUAGCCAGUUAAUCGACGUUGAAGCUAUCGAAGAGCGGAUCCGCGAAAGUCGUCGUGCAGACGUCGGCGAGGAAGCGGCCGAGGCAGAAAAGAUCCGAGGAGCGAAAACCGACGAAGAGUAUGCAGCCGACACCGAGGCUCGACGAGCAGAACGUGAACGUGUUCGGGAAGAAUUGCGACAAAAAGAAGCUGCAAUCGAGGAGGAAAAACGAAGAAUUAUCAAGGAAGAACGAAAGAAGGAGGAGCGAGAACGUGAGAAGGCCGAACUCAAACGUCAGGAAGAAAGAGACGAACGCCGCAGGAAGCGCGAACAAGAGCGCGAGGAGCGUGAAAGGUUACGGGAUAUCGAAAGAGAGAAGCGACACAAGGAGCGCGAUCAGGAUAGAGACCGUGGUCGGGACACAAGAGACAGGGACAGAGACAGAGACAGGGACCGCGAUCGAGACCGAGACCGACACCAUGAUCGUGACAGAGAUCGUCGUGAUCCUGACCGACAUAGGGAUGAUCGCCACAAGGAGAAGCAAGCUGUCUCUGCCGAAUUAAAGGAGAAGCUUUCCAAAGAGGAGCACGAGCGUUUAGAGCAAGAGGCUCUGGCUGAUCUACUCCGCGAAAGUUCCAAACCGACUCAAAAGCAAGAACUGGAGAUUGAUUCGUCCUUGGCACCGCCACCACGAAAGACAGGUCCUGUAUCUGCUAUCAACCCCAUUCGGCGAGAACGCUCCUCGAUUGCCGAAGGUCGCAAGAACAGCGACGUAGGACUUAGAGCUGAACGCGCUGGAUCUGGAACCCCUGCUCAGACAAAGAGACCUUCCGCGGAUGAAAACAAGCCAAGUCGUAGUGCUUCAAGGGUUGUGGAACGCGAUGGAGACCGUGACAGGGCCAGAGACCGUGACCGACCUAGAGAACGAGAUGGCCGUCGCGAUCGGCGCUCAAACUCUCCGCGUAGAGCUCGUAGUGGCUCACGAAUCAGAGAUAGACGUGAUCGAAGCCGUUCUCGAGUUAGACAGGAAAGACCUCGCUCGCGGACUGGUAGAGACGAUCGUGGGGUUAGAAGCCGAUCGCGACCCAAGUACGACCACUAUGAGCGAAGCAGAUCUCGAAGACGCGAUGGUAGCCGUGAGCGACCGAGGGUAGCAGAUCGAAGAGACAGAAGCAGAUCCAGACCCCGAACAGAAAGGAGAGACCGAAGCCGGGAUAGAAGAGAUGGCUCACGCUCACGAUUGGGACCUAACAGACCGGAUAGAGUUCGCUCUCGCACACGACGUGAUCGAAGCCGUUCGCGCGAUGCUCGACUUGGCGCUGCUGAUCAUUAUGAUCCUCGUGAAAGAGACCGUGAACGAGAUAAGGACCGACCUCGUGACCGUGAUCGCGAGAGAAACGAUAGAUCUCCCCCUCGGCGACGAAGUCGGGAAAGAACCCGAGACGAUCGUGAACCAGAGAAGCCGCGCGACAAGGCUCCUGAGAAGGCCCCUGAGAAAGCACCUGAAAAAGAGCCCGAAAAGGAAAAGGAGAAGAAGAAAGACAAACCGUCUGAUCGCCGAAGCCGUUCUCGAUCACGAGCCGCCGCCUCUGCCAUACGACCAAACUCUAGCAAGGUACAGGAUGAACUUGAAGAGUGGAAGAGGGAAGAGGUCAGGAAGCGAGAAAAAGAAGCCAAGGCCUAUCUGGCGGCGCAAAAGGACGCCAGAAAUAAGGGCUUGCCGAUCCCAGGACUCGACGACAAGAAGAGCAGUGGUGAGAAAUCUCCCGAUCUACGCCGCCGCUGGGUUACAGACGAUAUUGACAGAUAUACGCCUGGAGGCCGCGAGGAGCGCAGAGGCAGUCCUUCCAGGGCCCGCGAUGCGACUAAGGACCGCGACCGUGAUCUCAACCGGGAAAGAGACAGAGAUCGUGACAAGUUGAGAGGCGGAGACAGUUACCGCGAGCGAGACAGGGACCGAGAUCGGGAUAGAGAUAGACGGGAUAGGGACCGGGACCGAUCUCGAGAUCGCGACCGUGAUAGGGACCGACGUGAUCGUGAUAGGGAUCGUGAAAGAGAGCGGUCCAGAGACAGGAGGAACCGACGAGAUCGCAGCUUGUCUCCUCGGCGAGAGAGGAGAGAUCGUAGCCGAAGCCGUCGAUAA